Molecule: messenger RNA, 1667 nt
Organism: Blepharisma stoltei
Lineage: Eukaryota; Ciliophora; Heterotrichea; Heterotrichida; Blepharismidae
Source: the annotation of a GenBank genome assembly
AUGCUUCAAGCAGCUAUAUCUAAAGAUCACAAUAAAUCUCAGCAAGCCUUUGCAAAAGAACUCAACGCAAGAAUUUCCAAGUUAAAGGUAGAGACUGAACAAAAUGGCUUUACUUUCCCAGCUAAUUUGCUUACAGUAGCCAAAGAAUUUUCAGAUAGCCUAGCACAAUCUCCAGCCCUUCAUUUUGAGACUGAAAAUUCUUCAUCUUCUCUAUCCUCUCACAGAAAAAGUGAGGAAGGGAUUCCUCCGCAUUCAGAUCUACACUAAAUUGACUAAUUCAUAAAUCUUGAUGCUUCAAAAAUUUCUAUUAUUUAUUAAAAUUUUGUAAAAUAAAUAUAAUUUAUAGAUAGCAUUUGAUAUCAAACUAUAUAGAAAAAACCACCAAAAAAACGAUGGAAACAUUUGAAUUUAAUUGUUCAAGUUUAAAUUCCAGCUUAAGCGAUUUUGAAGAUGACAGUGAUCUAGGCACCACAAAAUUGAAGAAAAAGUCCAAAAGUAUAAUAAAAGGCGUGAAAAACCAGUUAAAACAGUUUGGACGAGCUCAGUCCAAAUAUCUCGAAACGCACAUUAGAAGUGAGACUGAAAGUUCGGCGUAUAAAGAAGAUUUAAUUGUCCUACAUAAGUCUGCAAGAGAAAUACUUACAUCUAAUAUAUAAAUAAAAAUUAUAAAAACAUAAAUGCUUUACCAAUAUGGUGAUGAAAUUUUAUUCAUUUUGGGUUUAUCUGAAUAAUGAGUUAAUGAGACUUUAAGAACCAAGAGAGAAAUCAGAACGAUGAGAAAAAGCGUUGAAGCUGCUCGUGAAAUGGCAGAAACUCCCGUGAAAUUCCCAAAUUUAAAUAAAAGGGAAUUUUUAUUUGCAAACCGUGACUUCGUUGACGAAGAUUCAGCAGAUAUAAGAAGCCUUGCAAGGCAGCUUCGAGGGAUCCAAACAGAAAUUGAUUCAAUGAAUUAUCUUAAUUAACAGAAGGGUAGGGUGCUUUAUUGGUCACGCAGCCACUAAGGACCCGGAAGGGUUCAUCCGCUUUGCGACGCCUACGCCUCGGCGAGAUAGAUCAUCGGCGAGGUGCUUAAGCCAUCUUACUCUCUUUAAUACACACCAUCUCCAGGACGGGUUAAGUGUACACGAAGGAGUAUUCCUUCUUCUUGUCUAAUUUAAGGGCUCCAGUUCUGAGCGAGCAGAUUAUGGAUUUUAGCCGCCCUGCUACUGACUCAUUGGACAGUAUCUUGAUCAAUGGGCCCGAAGUCUAAAGGGUGCUGGGUACCGACCUCAGCAGCUGAAGGGUAAAAUGCUCAGCUCCUUUGAAGGUCUAGCUCAGGCUCGCAAAGAACACUGCCAGGCUACCCCUUUCCAAUUAUAGGAACAAAGUCAAAACCCUACCCAGUAUACAUAAAGCUAUACCCACCCUCAAUCUCAACUGCAUUCUCACCCAAUUCGCCUUGCCAUAAGGUUGAUAUAAUUGCUUUAAGUUCAAAUGCACUUAGUCGCCAUUUUUAUAUAUAUGAUUCAAUGAAUCAAAGAUUAUCAACAAAACAAGAAGAAUUUAAAUUAAAAGAGCAAGAACAAACAGAGCUUCUGAGCACCAUUUUAAAGCUCAGAGAAACUGAAUCGUGCGUCAUAGAUACAGAGCAGAAGAAAGAAUCAUGCAAUUUAUGUACUAUUUUUUAA